This is a messenger RNA of Exophiala spinifera, 1677 nucleotides long. RefSeq lists its product as uncharacterized. The transcript has a single exon. Lineage: Eukaryota; Fungi; Ascomycota; Eurotiomycetes; Chaetothyriales; Herpotrichiellaceae. Gene Ontology annotation, biological process: aromatic amino acid catabolic process; L-tyrosine biosynthetic process. Gene Ontology annotation, molecular function: aromatic-amino-acid:2-oxoglutarate transaminase activity; pyridoxal phosphate binding; L-2-aminoadipate:2-oxoglutarate transaminase activity. The coding region runs from base 1 to 1677 and encodes 558 amino acids. The record is from RefSeq and is a predicted model, not a curated record.
AUGGCACCUCACGCAGAGGUAACCGCCGCCACGGAUACAUCAUCCUUCGUGGUCAACGACGCAAAAGCCAAAACGGCGGCUCAUCCAGUAUUCACCAUCGACGAUGUCCUGCCGCAUCGGCAAGCGUCAAAGCCGCCACCGGCAACAGUGGCUGCAUUCACAAGUGCGGACAUGUUCAAAAGCAAAGGAUGUUUCAGCAAACCCACAGCCAAGAAUUUCGCACAUCGGCUGACAGAGGAGAGCAAAUCGAGAAAGCCGUCGAGUCUGAAGGAUGCGAUGAGAUACUACAAGCCUGGCACCAUCAGCCUUUGUGGCGGUCUUCCGUCCAGCAACUACUUUCCCUUCGAAGAGCUCGCGGCCAAGGUUCCCGUCCCAACGGAGUUCACAGAGGCCGAGACUGCAGUGUCCGGCAAGACGUAUUCUUCCGGCAAGUAUGACGCCACGAGAGACGGAAAGUCUGCUCUCGACUUGUCCAUCGCGCUCAAUUACGGCCAGUCCAUGGGUCCCGGCGCUCUUUUGCGAUACCUCACGGAACAUACCGAGAUCGUGCACAACCCGCCAUAUUCGGAUUGGGACAUUUGCAUGACUGCGGGGAGCACCUCAGCCCUGGAAAUUGCGCUGCGCAUGUUUACCGAGCGAGGACACUAUGUCAUCACCGAGGAGUAUACAUUCAGCAGUGCCAUCGAGACUGUUGCGCCAUUGGGGGCGAAGAUGUUGGGAAUCAAGAUGGACGCCGACGGAAUGUUGCCUGACGACCUGGACGAUACCCUGUCCAACUGGGACGAGAAGGCACGACGAGCGCCCAAGCCAUUCCUCGUGUAUACUGUGCCGACAGGUCAGAAUCCGACAGCCAGCACACAGACUCUGCAGCGGAGGAAGGAACUCUACCGGGUUGCCGAGAAGCAUGACUUAUUCAUCCUCGAAGAUGAGCCGUACUAUUUCCUGCAGAUGGAACCGUACGUGUCGGGACACACACAUACCGUCCCGUCGCCUUUCAAGCCCGCUCCCGUCAAGGAGUUUCUGAGCAAUCUGGUCCCGUCUUACCUGUCGAUCGACACAUCAGGACGUGUUUUGAGGAUGGACUCGUUCUCCAAGAUCAUCGCGCCUGGCAGCCGAGCGGGAUGGGUCACGGGUGCGCCCCAGGUCAUUGAGCGGUUCAUGCGACAUUCCGAGGUCAGCGUGCAGACGCCGUCCGGGUUCUCGUUGAUCGCGUUGCACAACUUGCUCGAGGAGAACUGGGGCCACAAGGGAUUCUUGGACUGGUUGAUGUUCAUCCGCGCCGAAUAUACGCGGAGAAGGGACAUCAUUGUCAACGCGUGCGAGGAGCAUUUGCCGACAGAAGUGUGUUCCUGGGUGCCACCAAAGGCAGGAAUGUUCCACUGGAUCGGCGUCGAUCUAACUCGCCACCCAUUGUACAAGGCGAAAGGCGGCGAUAUUGACUAUGCCACUCUUUUGGAGAUCGAGGACAGCGUGUUCACCACUUGCGCCGACCAGGGCGUGUUGAUUGCCAAGGGAAGCUGGUUCAGAGCGCAACGGGCGACAGAUCGCGAGUUGUUCUUCCGCAUGACGUUCGCGGCGGCUCCGGCCGAAAAGAUGCGAGAAGCGGUCGAGAAGGUCGGCGUCGCCAUCAGGAAGGAGUUUGACCUGGAGGUCGAGACGAAUGGGCACUCUGGGUGA